AUGAUCACCACCGCCGAGUCGCGCGGACUCGUGCUUAACGACGGCCAUGGCCUCCUGCUCAAGGCACAAGGCGACCUCGCGUACACGACACGCGACCAGAAGAACGGCUUCUUCACGUGCAUUGCCGAGAAAGCCAUCGAUUUGGGCCAAGUCGCCGACGGUAACGACGACAGCGACGCGGUCGAGGACGCCGUUCAGUGCGUACCUAUCGUGCGCCUCGAGACGAACAGACGGGCGCUGGUCAUUGCUAAGUUCGAAACCGAUGGCCACGAACGGACGCUCGUGGUGUCCAAGUCGAGUCCUGCCGUGGAGACCGCGCUCGAGUGA
This is a messenger RNA of Peronospora matthiolae, 327 nucleotides long. Lineage: Eukaryota; Oomycota; Peronosporomycetes; Peronosporales; Peronosporaceae. The record is from the annotation of a GenBank genome assembly.